AUCUCUUUCUUCUUCAGCCAAAAAAGGGGGAGAUGGUGACAAGGAAGAAGAGCGUUCGAUCGAUAUAAUGAGAUUGGACGAAGAAGAGCUCAGAGCUAUCAUCCUUGCGUCUUUCGCGUUAAAACACUUUAGGUUGGACAUAUUACUCGAGGAGGAAAGAGACGGGACAGAGAUUCUGUCCGAAGAAGAUGGCGAGCCUGAAGAAGAAGGAGAAGACGAAAGAGCUCCCAAGAGGAAGAAGAAAGCCGCACGCGUGCACGGACUGAGCAGGAAGGUAAGACAAGAAGAAGACUCAGACGAAACCCUAAACUUAUUACUCCGAUGCAAUCCGCCGGAGAUUCCGCCGGCGGAGCUCUUCUUCGACGGAGAAGACAUGGUGGGGGAAUGCAGCAAACCCUUUUGGAAGCAGCUGACGGUGAGUGACCUGGACGGAGGGCUGUGCAGGUUGACGUUCCAGAAGGAGUACGUGGUGAAAGCCCUGAUCCCCCUUCUAGAAGAUUCCGAGAGGCCGGGAGCGAACAAGGCGACUCAGGUCACGGUGUUCGGAAAGGACGGGGCGGCUCACCAGAUGAUGCUCAAGAUGUGGGCCGGCAACAAGAUGAUGUACGUCCUGUCGAGCGGCUGGAAAGAGUUCCACACGCACUACAAGUUCAGAGAGCACUGCGAUUUCGUGAUCGGUUGGAUGUUUAGGCACAAACAGACUCGCAAGAUUUGCUUCGCUAUCACUUCUCGUAGGUUUCAUGCGCAGAAGCCGUUGAGUUCCAGGAUUAGAAAAUCCGUCUUCAAGUAUUAGAGAUUUCUGAUUUUCGGUAAAAAAAAAAAAAAAAGUAUUAGAGAUUUCUGGUUUU
Tarenaya hassleriana is the source of this 848-nucleotide messenger RNA. RefSeq names its product putative B3 domain-containing protein At4g03170. Bases 68 to 793 code for a protein of 241 amino acids. The record is from RefSeq and is a predicted model, not a curated record. The transcript has a single exon. Gene Ontology annotation, molecular function: DNA binding. Lineage: Eukaryota; Viridiplantae; Streptophyta; Magnoliopsida; Brassicales; Cleomaceae.